This is a messenger RNA of Rattus norvegicus (Norway rat), 3133 nucleotides long. NCBI's taxonomy places the organism in Eukaryota, Metazoa, Chordata, Mammalia, Rodentia, Muridae. The record is from RefSeq and is a predicted model, not a curated record.
CCACUUGCCAGACAGAAUACACCCCUGAUGCUCUGAGGGUGGCCCUAUUCCCACCCCCUAACCACCUCCCACUCUGACUUCCCAUCUUUUCUGUGAGUGAGGAGCCCAUGCCCCCCUUUUUUUCUAAGUGUUUCCUGGUGUAUUUCUUCCCCCCGUCUCCCCAACCCCCAUACCCAGGUGGAAGUUUUCAACCAAAUGAAAGGCAGGCAGGACUGGGGACGCUCAGCCUUCAUGGAGAAGAGCUGUCUGGAAAUUGUUACCCCGAGGUGGGCAGGCCUGGCAACCCGGGAGCCAGGGGCCCUAUGGGAAAGGGGCGUUUAGUUCCUCUCCGGAGUCAGCCUGUCUGUGUCUGCUGUGUCCCCUCCCCUGACCUCGUUUCCUUUCUCCUCCUCUGUUGGGAGUCUCCACCCUUCCCUGCGUAUCUGUGUUUCCUUUGGGGUCUUUGAUCCUCCUAAAAGUUCUGGUUGGGGUUCCCCUAACCCUCCACACGCCAUUGGCUGGGUUCAGAGUCGGCAGGUUCUGUUACCAGGGGCAACGGCCACAACAAGCGGCGGGGGGGGGGGGGGUUCUUGGCUUCCCAGAGAGGGUGAGGACCAUGGCAGGUCGGACCCUAGCUCUGCGAUAUGGGCCCCCUUGGUCCCCUAUUUCUGAAACUGAGGUGCUUGGAGCCUGGCCCAACUGGCAUCUCACCAGCAGCGGGGUCGCCCACCACAGGAUCCCACUGGCGCCCUUUCCUCCGCCUACUCUACAGUCUACGGUCAAGGAGCCCCUGCCUGCAGCCUCGAAACAGGACCCACACAUCUGGGCUUUCGACGAAGUCAUCAGCAGAUGGGAAACCACCUCAGGCUCAGCACACACACCCAAGUGGGGCAGUGGCCCCUGUGCUCAGCCCAAGGCACCAGAACAUGAGGAUCCCAGGCGGACACUAGGCAUCAAGUCUUUGGCAGAAAAGCUAAGAAGACAUGAAGGCCUGGGUGUCCCUCUGACCACAAAAUACCAGAUCAGUGAGACAAAAGCACAGUACAAGGACUGGCCAGAUCUGGAUCAGAGUGACCCCCUCUUGGCAGAGCCCCUAUCCCUGGAGCUCACUGACCACCAUCGAGGGGGACCUUCUCAGGCCCUAAUCCCCUGGACGAGGAACCCCAAGUUGGCUGGCCAACCCUUCACAGUGAACAAGAUGGGUGUCCUCGAUCGGCUCCAACCUUACAUGACCACUUCUGCACGGGACUUCUCAAGGAAGUUGUCUGGAUAUCCCUACCAGAAAUCGGAGAUUUGCCAGAGCUGGCCCAAGAAGGCAUCUCGCCGUGAGCUGAAAAGUUUACCCAGCGUACGCGCAGCCCGCGCAGGCCCAUCGCAACCGAUCGUGCCAUACUUGGGAGCCCUGCCUCUGACCCGGGAGUCCUACGGACCCCCGAUGCACCCGUUCUGUAGGAUGGACCGCAUUUGCCUAGUAGACGCACCCUGGGGAGGCCUCCACCGGAAUCCAGUGCCAGGCAUCUACAGUGUACCGAAGGCCUACUGCACUGAGAAUUCCCGCUAUGGGAGUGCCAGGAGGGAGCUGGUGUGAGCGUGUGAAGCCCACCCACAACGCAAACUCCAACAUUAGACUUGUGGGCAGGCCAACCCAGACACACCCCUUCCUCACAGAGGUUCCUCCAGGCGGAGUUUACUGAUCAAGAAGUUUUAUAGCUGAAACCACACCCAUUUUUGGACCCAAUCCAGGCAUCCUGAUUAGGGGGCUGGGCGAGGGGCGGCGCCCCACCUCUGGUUGUAUUUAAAGCAAAUUUGGAGGCUCACUUGUCAGAACCGAACACCGAAGCUGUGCCCUCCUAUUCAGUUGUACUCAACCAUCGGAGUGGGUCUGACUGAAGUUCAUUCCAGCAUCCUAGGGCCAGCUAGCAGCCUGCAGAGUUCUCCCCUUUACCUGUUCCCUGUGUUCCCAAUGUCAGUUAAGCUCAGGCACCUGGGCUGAGUGUGAGGCCAAUUCACUGAGACACUGGAGCUGGUCCCUGGCUUUUCUGACCUUGUCUGUCUCGCCCCCAAAGAGAUUAGUGUCUAGGUUACCCAAGCCUGUAGCCUCUGCUUAGUGGCCUUGCCACCCCCACAACCCGCAGGUAUAAAGCCAGGUGCCCAAGGUAGGGAAGGUAUCAAGAAUGGAGAGGCUCCAGGUAAGAUGGUAGGGCCCAGGGUACCUCCCGAUUCUAGCAGACCCCAUAGAUGGACAGCCUUGUGACCUAGGGGUUGGAGGAUGGAGAGGAAGGGGGCUCCUAACUGGUGGACGUCAAGUAAGAGAAAUAGAUUUGAUGGCGGGUGAUGGGUCUUGAUGGACAGUUUCUCUAUUAUACUGAGCGGCUCCAGAACCUGGAAUGCAAAAGCCAGGUCAGGGAUAGAAUGAGACACUGGCUAUGUCCCAGGGGCUGCUGCUGUGGCUGCUGCUGAGCCCAAGUGUGGUGUGGGCCUCCAGGGGCCCCCUUCGGCCACUGUGCCGGCCUGUCAACGCAACCCUGGCUGCAGAGAAUGAGUUCUGCCCAGUCUGCAUCACCUUCACCACCAGCAUCUGUGCCGGCUACUGUCCUAGCAUGGUGAGCUGACCAAAUGGGUAUGGACAUCACUUCCGCCCUACAGUGCUGCUAGCAGUCCUACAGGUGGGGGCAGUGGGGUACAGGGAGAUGGCACCUGGGCAGGGAUCACAGCUACUGUGGGGGCAGGACCAGGUGGGCAUUCUGCCUAGAAUGGCUGCAGGGGGUGGGGAGGGGGCGCAGCACAGGGGAGGGACACUCAGAUGAGGACUUUCUCCACCCUGCACUCAGGUUCGAGUACUGCCAGCUGCCUUGCCUCCCGUGCCUCAGCCAGUGUGCACCUACCGUGAGCUGCGCUUCGCCUCUGUCCGCCUCCCUGGCUGCCCACCUGGUGUAGACCCCAUAGUCUCCUUUCCUGUGGCCCUCAGCUGCCGCUGUGGGCCCUGCCGUCUCAGUAGCUCUGACUGUGGGGGUCCCAGGACUCAACCAAUGACCUGUGACCUUCCCCACCUCCCCGGCCUUCUCCUCUUCUGAUGCCCACCCACUAACUCCCCAUUCUUCUGGAGCCAGCAGGUGUUCUAACCAUCCCUCCCAAUAAAGGCUUUACAACUGCA